AUCGUCUUUUCAUAUCCCAACUAGCUAAGCUUUGCUCAGCACCAUGACAGUAUACCCAUCUAGCUGGAGACGUCUUGACGUGGGCGUGGUUGGUGGAGGAAUCGGGGGCCUAGCGGCAGCAUUAUCCCUUCGUCGUGCCGGGCACACUGUCACCAUCUACGAGCGCUCUGACUAUACAAAGGAUACUGGGGCGUCCAUCAGCUGCCCCGCGAAUGGAACAAAAUGGCUGCAGGAAUGGGGUGUCGAUAUCACGAAGGGAAACCCUAUUCUGAUCCAGCGACAGAUACGCCGUAAGCUGGAGACUGGAGAAGUUCAGGAUGUUCUUGACCUGGACGACUAUAUUGAGAAAUGGGGACAUGAAUAUUACAACUUCUACCGUGCCGACAUGCAUGCAAUGUUGGUGGAUGCCGCCACCGGCCCUGGAGCUGGGGAGCCUGCUACACUACUGAGGAACCACUCUUGCCAGUCCAUGGACUCUGAGAGGGGUAUCAUUUCUUUUAGCAAUGGAGUUUCUGUUCGGCAUAACUUGGUUAUUGGCGCUGAUGGCAUUGGGUCCUCUGUCCGUCGGUCCUUUGGAAUUGUCCCUGAGCGCAAGCGAGCCACUUCCAUGUGUUACCACUGCGUGUUGAAGACGUCCGAGAUACACCGGCUAGGGCUCUCUGAAAUGGCUCGUAGCAACACUCUCGAAUACUGGGGAAACGGGUUACAUAAAAUCGUCUACUCCGCCUGCCAUGGAGGUAGCAUGAUAUCGUUCUUUAUCUUUUUCCCUCUAUCAAUUGAGGAGGCAAAGCAGGAUCUCGAGACUUGGGAUGCUCGUGGCACACACGAACAGGUCCUCCGCCCAUUUCCUAAUUUGGAUCCUAAGCUUCGAACAUUGAUUUCCAACGCCGUCGAUAUCAGCCCGUGGCGAUUGUUUGAGCAUUCCCCAUACCCUUGCUGGUACAAGGGCCAGACCUGCCUGCUUGGAGAUGCGGCCCAUCCCAUGAUGCCUGACCAAAGUCAGGGCGCUUGCCAGGCCAUGGAGGACGCAGCGGCCCUUGGUAUAAUCUUUUCCAACGCAUUCGGUUUUACGUUGGACGUCCAAGCCGGGCUAGAGGUCUACGAGCAAGUGCGCAAGCCUCGUGCCAGUAAAGUUCAAGCAGCCAGUGCCCGGGCCCGCAACAACCUCUCUGAGCGUAUAGGGUUUUCCAGCCGAACGGAGAGUAAACUGUACCAUGUUGCCGAUGAGAGCAAGAAAUUGACUAUCGAGGAGAUCAAUGGCUACAACAUGAGAGAUCAUGUGAAAUCAGUGGCUCCUAUUCAAUAUCGAUACCCCAACUAAGCGCAUAUCGCCAUAUCUAUAGAUACUAGGGCUUCUUCCACGGCCAUGGGUUGAAUUCGCCUACUUUCAGGUCCCGGCUAAUGGCAUGCUUGCCCUCUUUUCAAUUCUCGCACCCGUCAUUGCAGGGUCAUGAAAUAGUUAAUGUAAACUGGGUACAGCUUCGACUGCAGUAACAUCUGUGACAGUGGCAUAUCCAAUCCUCCAUGUAUAGUUUCUCUGGCUGUAGCGGAGAUAGCAGCGCUGUACUCCAGAAAUCCAUGCUCUCAAUGUAGGAAACGGUCAUAGGGACCUGACGCAAUCCACUUAGAGCACCAGGGUGCAGCAUCUUUGUCGGAGCAACCAAGAAUAGAAAAUACGCCGCGCAGCUCUCCACGG
Messenger RNA from Aspergillus versicolor CBS 583.65, 1696 nucleotides. RefSeq names its product FAD-dependent oxidoreductase. NCBI's taxonomy places the organism in Eukaryota, Fungi, Ascomycota, Eurotiomycetes, Eurotiales, Aspergillaceae. The transcript is spliced from 5 exons. The coding region runs from base 44 to 1321 and encodes 425 amino acids. Gene Ontology annotation, molecular function: monooxygenase activity; FAD binding. The record is from RefSeq and is a predicted model, not a curated record.